Molecule: messenger RNA, 1986 nt
Organism: Trichogramma pretiosum
Lineage: Eukaryota; Metazoa; Arthropoda; Insecta; Hymenoptera; Trichogrammatidae
Gene: Dcps
Product: m7GpppX diphosphatase
Exons: 4
Coding region: 664-1815 (383 amino acids)
Biological process (GO): deadenylation-dependent decapping of nuclear-transcribed mRNA
Cellular component (GO): P-body; nucleus
Molecular function (GO): hydrolase activity; RNA 7-methylguanosine cap binding
Source: RefSeq, a predicted model, not a curated record
CUGCGUAGCAUAUCGCAUACAUGCUACACUUCCUAUAAUAAGUUACUAUAGAUUUAUAUAGGGGCAUCUGCCUUUGCGCGAGCGAGAAUCGUUUUAGCAACACACAUACACCGACUGGAGAGUAUUCGUGCGUGUGUGUGUGUAAGACUGUGGGUUCGUUCAUGUAUGUGCGCGUGCAGAGCUCCGAACCAGACAGCAAUGAAGUGAAGUGAGAGUGCACCCAUCCAUACUCUCGCGGCUCUCCACACUUAGUACCUUACCGGCACGCAUUGACUUUUCGCCGCCCUCCCCCGUGUGCUGCUGCGCGUGCAUCACACGACACCAAGAGUAGUGACUCUCGUUCAUUUUUUUUUUGCGCCGAGUGCGUCUGUCGACAGUCAUUGUUACACGUUGUACGUAGCGCGGCAUCGACUGUUAAUCGAGCCACGGACACGAUAACGCAUCGUCGCUCCGAAGAAACGGAAUCACCGGCCGGCGCGUGUAAUUUCCCCACCUACACACACAUACACGGCAUAAGUUCGCGUGCACCGACGCACAUACACGUCCAGCGGAUAUAGUGUAUAGUGUAUCAUCUAUAUACACGCACACAGUCUUACACGCACACGCGCGAGCCGCGACCGCAUAUAGGUACCGCAUAUACAUAUUUUACAUCUCUCGUGAAAGAUGGCGGAGCAAGAAGUGUCGUCGGACGGCGAGAAGUGCAACAAAAGAUUCAAAUUCGACUCGGAUCGAGACAACAACGUGAGCUCGACCUACGACGGCAGCAACAAUGCCGAGGCCAACGAGCCCACGAGCAACAACGACCUGGUCGAGGCCGAGGAGGAGGAGGAGGAAGAGGAGCAGGAGGAGCUGGACAACAACGACGACGACGAGCAGGAGCUGAAGGACGGCAGCGUUCACGAGCAGCAUCUCAGCCUGGCGAACUUUCAGCUGACGCGCGUGCUCAACGUCAACAGCGUGAGAAAGCAGAUAUUCGUCGAGGGCAAGUUUCGCGGCUACAGCAGCCCGGCCGUCGUCAUACUCGAGAAGAAGGUCUUCCCGGAGGACGAGAUAUUCCUCAAGCGCGGCUUCUUCAACGAGGGCACCAUCAUCAGGCGGCUCUUUAGCAACGACGUCUAUGGGAAUUACGAGUGCUUUCCCACUCGCGAACACAAUGGUUUAAAUACAACCAUCAUUCAUCCUGCAUCACAAAAGCAUUUGGACAAAUUCAUAAGAAAAGAGCUUUACAUGGUAGAAGAAAGCUAUGAGACUUAUCAAAAUGUGACACUUCCUCAUCUGGAAGCUAAUAAUUUUUCAUUACAGUGGGUCGACAAUAUUUUAACUCAUAAAGCUGAAUCUGAAAAAAUCAUUUUUGAAGACAAAGAUCCAGAUACCGGCUUUGUCAUGCUCCCAGACUUGCAAUGGGAUGGACAACCAGCCACGUUAAAUAUUAUCGUUAUAGCAAGGAAAAGAAUAAAAUCUCUUAGAGAACUGAAUGAUACUCAUUUACCUCUUUUAAAAAAUAUCAAGGAUGCAGGAACAGAUGUUAUAAUGAAGAAGUAUAAUAUACCAGCAGCCCAAUUGAGAAUUUAUUUGCAUUAUCAACCAUCUUAUUAUCAUUUACAUGUACAUUUUUCAUACUUAAUGUAUGAAAUUGCCGGUAUUUAUUGUGAAAGAGCACAUUUACUCUCAAACGUUAUUAGUAAUAUAGAAAUGGUUCCAGAUUACUAUCAAAAGGCUGUUUUAUCAUUUGUAGUAAAGGAAGAUGAUCCUUUGUGCAAAAAAUAUCAAGAGAAAGGUAUUUUAACUGUGAUUGACAAGUCUGUCGAAAAGUAAAAAAGUGAAUAGUGUAAAUUAGGAAAUUAUUUUUUAUCUUUAAAUUUAACUAGCUUUUUGUACUGACGUCGAAAGUCUUCUGAAUCAAUAUACCAAAUAAAUUGUGAUGGAUUACGAUCUUUCUUAAAAUUUAAAUGAUGAACUGAUAAUAAACUUUUCAAAGACAUUUUA